This is a messenger RNA of Tigriopus californicus, 1125 nucleotides long. RefSeq lists its product as uncharacterized. Gene Ontology annotation, biological process: DNA integration. The transcript has a single exon. Bases 1 to 1125 code for a protein of 374 amino acids. Lineage: Eukaryota; Metazoa; Arthropoda; Copepoda; Harpacticoida; Harpacticidae. The record is from RefSeq and is a predicted model, not a curated record. Gene Ontology annotation, molecular function: nucleic acid binding.
AUGACCGGUUGCCAGCAACUCUCAGUGCGUUUUGUGGCCGCUUUUAUCAAUAUUGUUGCGAAGGGCGCCUCAUCUUCGCGGGAAAUGCUGUCAUCGUCCCGCGGCGAGCUCGUGCAAAGAUCAUCAAAUGUCCUGUCACAAUCGGGCCUGACAAAAACUUUGACCCUCGCUUGGCAAUUAUACUUCUGGCCAGAAAUGGCACACGAAAUUAAACAGCGCAUCUCUUCUUGCGAAAUUUGCCAAUCGCGCUUUCCUUCUCUGCCCGCAGAACCUCUUCUCAUGGCAGCCGCAGUCGCCAGUUUCCCCAUGCAACACGUCUCCGUGGAUUUAUUUGACUUGGAGGGAACGACCUUUCUUGUAAUGGUGGAUCGCUACUCGGGAUUUCCGUUUGUGGCCAAGUUGAGAUCCACCUCCACCAACACAAUUGUGGCUGCUUUAUUGGGUUGGUUCACUGAUGUGGGCCUACCGGAGGUGAUCAAGUCGGACAAUGGACCCCAGUUUCGUGGUCCCUUCCUUGAAUUUUGUGAGAAAUUUGGGAUCAAGCACAAAACAUCCUCUCCAUACCAUCCCAAGUCAAACGGCCUGGCUGAGGCCGGAGUAAAAGCUAUGAAGACUUUGCUUUCCAAGCUGGACGGUAAGUUCAAUUCGGACGAUUUCAAAAUCGCCCUCCUGUCAUGGCGUACUACUCCUCAAGCGGACGGUUUUAGCCCAUCCUAUGGCUUUUUCGGGCGCCACCUACGGACACUUUUGCCGGACGUUAGGGAUCGUCACAUUGAAGAACUCUUGCAAUCUUCAUUCCAUCAAUCUUGCUUGACGACGGCCGAACGACAGGCUGUUAAUGCCGGCGGCGUUGCCCUGCUCCCUCUGGCUGUCGGCGACCGUGUCACUGUUCAGGAUCCAGUCUCUAAACGAUGGAUGCCGGGCUCUACCAUCCUCGAGCGCAUGGAUCAUGGCCGGUCAUACGUCCUCCAGUCACAACACGGGGCCGUUUUGAGACGAAAUCGUCGCUUUCUUUGUCUCGACUCAACUAUUUCUACGGAUUUGGUUGAAACAGGACCGGAACCAUCAGAUUCCCCGACCGCUCUGCGGCGAAGUCGUCGUCUACAAGGGCUGCCCCAUGAAUAA